GAAAAUUGCAGUAAGUGAGACGUAACCACGAAUUAAUUAUACACGCGCACACUAAGUUAUUAAUAUGAUAUAUAUAUAUAUAUUUUACAUAUAGAAUUAUUUCUUAUAAGUUACCUUUAUAUUUAUUCUAUUUUACAAGUCACUACGACGUUUUGAUGAAUAAAUCAUAGUAUACAAGAAUAUUAUGAGUUACACCAUUGACACGAAUUUGGCGGCCCACCAGCUACCCGACGGCUUUCUUUCCAAUACUUCCGACUUCCUAUGCGUGCUGUUCGACCGGCCCAAAAAAGUGAUCAUGGGCCAACUACGAUCUGGACAGGAGUUUGACUUUUCUGGUUCAACCGAACCUUGUGUCGUGAUGAACCUAACCAGAGGAUCACUACGGCCCAGCACGACGAUUGACGAAGGGGCUAUUGAACGGUAUGUGUCAGCCAUCAGUGAAUACUUGCAAAACGUGCUAGGAGUUCCCAAGUCCAGGUAUUAUUUACAUCUUUAA
Molecule: messenger RNA, 496 nt
Organism: Diuraphis noxia (Russian wheat aphid)
Lineage: Eukaryota; Metazoa; Arthropoda; Insecta; Hemiptera; Aphididae
Product: macrophage migration inhibitory factor homolog
Molecular function (GO): phenylpyruvate tautomerase activity
Source: RefSeq, a predicted model, not a curated record